AUGUCGAUGGACCCCCCUCCACCACCAGCUCCGGCUGGCGAUGCUGAUGCCCCGGCUGUCGCGCCGAAGGCUACACGCAGCGAAAGCUUCUCGUCACAGAAAUCCAACGACUCCCAAACUGCUGCUGAGUUUAUUAGAGACCAGAUGCAAUUGGAAGCUGACGCGCGCGAGGCUCUUCCCUAUAGCAUCGAAAGCUGUACCAAGAUUCUUGGAUCCCUGCGCCAGAGUGUAUUCGCCUGUCUCACCUGUAAUCCUCCGCCUGCCGAAUCGAAAGACCCAUACGAAGGUGCAGGCGUCUGUUAUGCUUGCUCUGUCCAGUGCCACGGCGAACAUAUUCUUGUCGAGAUAUUUACCAAGAGAAACCUCACAUGCGACUGCGGCACUAAGCGAUAUCCAUCUACCAGCCCCUGCAGGCUACGUAUCAACUCUGCCACUAAUACUAAAGGCGGCGUGCACUCAGAGGAGCCUGAUGCGAACAACAAGUACAAUCAGAACUUUAGAAACAGAUUCUGUGCGUGCGAGUGUGAUUAUGAUCCAUUCCAGCAGAAAGGUACCAUGUUCCAGUGCUUGGGACUGGGUACGUCCGAGACCGGCGGCUGCGGUGAAGACUGGUACCACCCUGGCUGCUUGGUUGGAAUGGGGCCCAACUGGUUUGAGGGUAUGAAGAAGGGGAAGACCACAACUGCGAAGGAGCCCACAGAAGCUACGGCUUUGCCCACAAUCUCGGAAGAUUCAGAAGCGCGUCUCGUGGACGAAAGAACAGCAGACAAGAAGCAGAAAGAGGAGGAGGAGGAGGAGGAGGAGGAGGAGGAGGAAGACGAUGAGGACCCUCCGAUGCCACCCGGCUUUCCAGGCGAGGACGAUUUUGAAGCAUUCUUAUGCUACAAGUGCGUCAAUGCCAACCCAUGGAUCAAGAAGUACGCGGGAGCCAAGGGGUUCCUGCCAGCUGUUUUCACGACGCAAAAGAAUGCUGAUGUAUCAAACACGGAGGAAACGGCUAAGAAACGAAAGGCAGAAGACGACGUCGACAUGGUAGAGGCUAAGCGGUUGAAAAGCACCUCCGAACUAGCCGAGGGUCGGCUUGACGGCAGUGAUCCGGAAACCAAGCCGGAGACCCAAGAAGCUCCGUCCGCUACAUGCCGGUGGGCUGGACUUCCAUCUCCGCCAGCCGAAGAAUUCUCGUUGUUUUUGAAAGAGGACUUCCGCAACAAUUUUUGUCGAUGUUCGUCAUGCUAUCCUAAUCUGGAUCCGCAUCCACAGCUGCUGGAGGAGGAGGAAACAUACGAGCCACCUCUGUCCGACGGCGGAAACUCGGAACACGGAGGCUCUACAAAUGGCAGCGGCAGCCUGCUAGAGCGUGGGGAAAGUGCCCUUCGCAAUGUCGACCGUGUUCGUGCGAUCGAAGGCGUCAUGGCGUACAACCACCUCAAAGACCAGUUAAAGCCUUUCUUCCAACAAUUUGCAGAGAGUGGCAAAGCGAUCGGCGCAGAGGACAUCAAGACCUACUUUGCCAAGCUCAGAGGCGACGACCAGGCCAUCAAGGACGCGGGAGGGGCGGCCAGUGGUUCAAAGGACGAUAAGGACGACCAGCGUCGGGAGCAAAGUGGUUACUGA
Messenger RNA from Colletotrichum orchidophilum, 1614 nucleotides. RefSeq lists its product as uncharacterized. The record is from RefSeq and is a predicted model, not a curated record. Gene Ontology annotation, molecular function: zinc ion binding; ubiquitin protein ligase activity. Gene Ontology annotation, cellular component: cytoplasm. NCBI's taxonomy places the organism in Eukaryota, Fungi, Ascomycota, Sordariomycetes, Glomerellales, Glomerellaceae. The coding region runs from base 1 to 1614 and encodes 537 amino acids. The transcript has 3 exons.